GUGUGAUCUGUAAACACAUGUUUAUUUGGUGAAGGUGCAGGUGUGUCCGUCUAUUUUGGGGAUAUAACUAAGCAAGAAGUGUCAUCGUAAAAUUACUCCUAUCUCACUCGUUCUCCACGCUUCCAAUAAUCUCUGCUCUGCUUCUUUCUAUUCUUUCUCCUAUGGAGUUUCAUUCUCUUCCCAAACUCUACUUUCUUCUCUCCUUCACCAUCCUCUUCCUUUCAUCUUUCCUCGUUCAAGCUCAAAUUACUUUCAAAUACUGCGAUAAGAAGGCAGACUAUGCUGUGAAGGUAACUGGAAUUGAAAUAUUACCAAACCCUGUGGUUAGUGGCGAUCCAGCUAACUUUAAGAUCUCAGCUACUUCUGGAAAAGCUAUUUCUGGUGGAAAGGUGGUAAUUUCAGUUUCCUAUGUUGGGGUGCCUGUCCAUUCUGAAACCAUUGAUCUUUGUAAGGAAGUAUCUUGUCCCGUUGCAAAUGGCAAUUUCUUGAUUUCUCACACCCAAACACUGCCUUCAAUUACUCCACCGGGACCUUAUUCUCUGAAGAUGACAUUGAAGAAUGACAACGGCGAGCUGUUAACUUGCAUCAAGUUUAAUUUCAAAAUUGUUUUCGGUUCUUUUUUGUCUGACAUGUGAAGUGUCCUCUGCAUCAUUGAUCAUGGUUACUUUGCUUUGUUGCUCCUGUUAUUGUUUUUUUUUACUGAAACGUGUAUUGUAUAUUACCUUUGAAGAGUCAUAUCAUGACUGCAGACAAUGUUGUUAAAUGUACCAACUUAAAAUUUUAAUGUACAAUAAAAUAUUAUGUUUAAUUUAUCA
Messenger RNA from Cicer arietinum (chickpea), 815 nucleotides. RefSeq lists its product as uncharacterized. NCBI's taxonomy places the organism in Eukaryota, Viridiplantae, Streptophyta, Magnoliopsida, Fabales, Fabaceae. Gene Ontology annotation, molecular function: sterol binding. The record is from RefSeq and is a predicted model, not a curated record. Gene Ontology annotation, biological process: intracellular sterol transport.